UGCUGCACGCUUCUCAACUUCGGUACACCAAUCUUUUCCUUGUUUUAUGCUUUUUUUUGUUUUCUCCUUAUUUUUCCUAAUGUGAUGGAUUCUUUAUUGUCUUUCGAAAAAAAAAAAAAUAGGCGAAUCUCGGCGAUUUGGAUCUUCCGCAAACUAGAAACGCGCUAGUUCUUGGCAAUUUAGCUUUAAUUCAGGUCCAAGCGCUCAUUGCCGGAUCGAUCGCAGGUGUUUUCUCAUUUAUUCUCGGUGUGCUUGAACACCCCGACGAACCCACCACGGUGUAUGAAAGUAUUCUCGUCAUCACAAGCUCAAUGAUCGCAGCCGCCGCGUCAAGUUUCGUGUUGGGCGUAUUUAUGUGCGGUUUAAUUAUCGUUAGUCGGAGGUUUCGCAUCGAUCCUGACAAUAUUGCUUGUCCGAUGGCUUCCUCUUUGGGCGAUGUGGUAACAUUGGGCAUCUUGGCAGGCUGUGCACACGGUCUGCUCAGUUAUCUGGAAUCCAAGCUAAGCUUGGUAUUACUGAUACUGAUGAUUUUGUCUGUACCAUUCUUUGCAAAAUCGGUGUGGCGAAAUAUGUAUGUUCGAGAUCUGUUAUUUUCCGGAUGGUCACCUAUCAUAUUUGCCAUGUUAAUCUCGAGUUUUGCUGGUUUGGUCCUCGAGCGUUAUGUUGAACAGUACAACGGACUGGCCAUGUUGACACCCAUCCUCUGCGGUCUAGCAGGAAAUUUGGGUUCCAUUUAUGCUUCCAGAAUUAGUACCUGUCUUCACGCGGGUGUAAAAGAAGAAUAUAAACGCGUGGAAUGGACAUUGAUGUUGAUGAAUGUGCCUGUGCAAAUUUUAUUUCUGUUCAUCAUAUGGUUGCUGAAUUUAGGGCAUUUGGACUACACAUUUGCCUUUCUCGUGACCUAUUUCCUUAUGUCCAUGGUUUGUACGUGGCUCGCUUUAAAAAUGGGUAAAUCCAUGACCUUAAUCUUCUGGAAGUAUAAUUACGAUCCUGACAAUUACGUACUGCCCUAUUUAACUGCAAUCAUUGAUGUUAUUUGCACCAGUCUGUUGGUGAUCUCGUUCUCUUGGUUAACAGCAUAUGGUUAUGCUGAUUUGAUGGCUGAUGAUACCAGCGCCAUGUAGACAAUACCCCCUGUUUUUUCUAGUAUAUCGUACGUAGCAGUGUUUCUUCAUAUUUAUUCUGUCAUUCUUUUUUUUCUAUUUCAUGUCAUGAUGUACAUAACCGCAUUUUAUGCAUUUUACCGUAAACAUGAAGUUCUGUAAUGGUUUAUGCUUGUUCAUUGGUUCGUUUUAUUUUUUUAUUUUUUAUUUUAUUUCUCCUUCCACUUUCUGGAAUUGGAGUAUUCUCACGCUUGUUUGUU
Messenger RNA from Radiomyces spectabilis, 1363 nucleotides. RefSeq lists its product as uncharacterized. Gene Ontology annotation, biological process: monoatomic cation transport. The coding region runs from base 312 to 1124 and encodes 270 amino acids. The record is from RefSeq and is a predicted model, not a curated record. Gene Ontology annotation, molecular function: monoatomic cation transmembrane transporter activity. Lineage: Eukaryota; Fungi; Mucoromycota; Mucoromycetes; Mucorales; Radiomycetaceae. The transcript is spliced from 7 exons. Gene Ontology annotation, cellular component: plasma membrane.